Molecule: messenger RNA, 510 nt
Organism: Venustampulla echinocandica
Lineage: Eukaryota; Fungi; Ascomycota; Leotiomycetes; Helotiales; Pleuroascaceae
Exons: 1
Coding region: 1-510 (169 amino acids)
Source: RefSeq, a predicted model, not a curated record
AUGGCAGAUCAACAACAGCUUACUGCUCCUGCUCCUUUACCCUUCCACACCCUUACCGCCCCGAACUCUUCACCAGACUAUGUCGCCCUUGAGAAAUCCGGCCCGCCAUUUAAGCCAGCUGUCGUGCGUGCCCCCGAGCCUUAUGCUCCGGAGGCGUGUCGUUUCAUCAACAUCUGCCAUCAGAUGGAGUAUUACAUGUAUUCACCGGAGGAGUUGAGGUGGAAUUUCAUUUCGGGAUUGACGAUGGAGGUCAGCAAGGGAAUGGUGAAGGCGAUUGAGGAGCCGUAUGACCCAGAAAAGCAAAAGGGGCUUCAGGUCGCGGAGCAGGUGGAGAUGCUUGAACGCCGACUCAAAAUCGAAUUCAUCACACAGCUCGAGAAGGCGAAGCGACUUGUAAUCCCAGAGCUGGCCUUCAUCGAGAAGGUUGCGGCGGAGCACCCAGACAUGACUGUUGGUGACCUAUGGAAGCAGAUACAGGAGAAGCGGAAAGCUGGCCUUCUUGAGGGAUGA